CGGUCACCUUCCCUCACUCUCAUUUUCCUAUUGACCACAAUUGGUUUCAGCUGUUUUCCCCCUUAUCAACCGUUUUCCGAUAACGUUUUUUUAAAUGGCUCAACAAGAGUACAAGCUUCUCGGUGAGCAGUUGUUUACGUAUAAAGGCCAGGUGUUUCCUGUGGCUGACGCGUAUGAAUUAAACACGGAAUAUAUCGACAGCCUGGAACACUUUGAGAUCAAGGACAGUGAUGUUUUCCUUGUCACUUUCCCCAAAUCAGGUACAGUAUGGACCCAGCGUAUCAUCACCCUGUUGUUUGAGGAUGAUUUCCCAGAGGAGGCUAACCAGACCACCUUUAUGAGGAUGCCCUGGCUGGAGGUCCUGGAGAAGGGGAAGACCUACACCGAGAGACCCUCUCCACGCCUCUUCUGCUCCCAUCUACACCAGCAACUUAUGCCCAAGGGCCUGCAGAAGAAGAGGGCCAAAGUAAUCUAUGUGACCAGGAACCCUAAAGACAUCCUGGUGUCCUACUUCCACUUCUCUAAGUUCAUGAAGAAUCUGGACAGUCCAGAACACUAUGACGAGAUGCUGGACAAGUUCUUCUGUGGAUGGAUGAUUGGUGGCUGCUGGUUCGACCAUGUCAGAGGAUGGUACAACAACCAGGACAAAUACAACAUCCUGUUCCUCAGCUAUGAAGAGAUGAUCAAGGACCUGAGAUCGGUGGUAGAGCGUCUGGCUGAGUUUGUCGGGAAGAGCCUAUCUGAUGCAGCUAUAGACAGCAUAGUGGAGAAAGUCACCUUCAAUAACAUGAAGAAAGAUGACAAGGCCAACUAUGACUUCUUGCAUGAGAUCGUCAAUGACAAGAAGAAGGGGAAGUUCCUACGCAAAGGUACCAUAGGAGACUGGAAGAACUCGUUGACGGUGGCUCAGAGUGACCGCUUUGACCAGGUCUAUCAGGAGAGGAUGAAAGACCUGCCUCUCACCUUCGUCUGGGACAUCACAGAGCUUCUGAUACAGACACACAGUGGUGGCUCUAGUUUGUAUGGCUCCUAGGGCUAACUGUCCCUUGGGCUAACCGUCCCUUCAGUGCCCCCACCCUCCCCCCAAAAAGCAUCAAUCAGCACUAAAUAAAUAAUUACAACAUUUAAAAAUACUAAAAUAAGACUCAUAAAUAUCAAAAAGAAGUAACAAAGACAAAUAUAAACAAAUUGUAGUAUAUAAAUAAAAUUUAAAAGAGAAUUGAAUUAUUACCCUAUUGCUAACAAAAACACACAAAUAAAACUCAAUUGCACCAAUCCUAUAUCACACAAAUACACAAAGAGAAUAACACACUUAUAGAGAAGAGAACCUGAUUAUUACACUAUUGAACUUCAAACAAGAAACACACUCAACUAAAUUGCACAACUAAUUGCAUUACUAAUUACAUUAGUACUGUACUAAGUUAGAGGUGCACUAUUUGAUAGAUUCCCCGCUCCCCCUUCCUCUGGCUUCCAGUGGGGAGACCUGAGGUCAACCUACCCCCGCCCCCUCCCCAUCUCAUACUUCUGAGUGGGAGGCCUGCCUAGCUCACUAACUAGAAUCAGGGUGCCCACUCCGACAAGGUUAAUUUACCCACAGUGCCACAUGGUGACAUGAUAUCAUUGAUGUAAUGAGCAAAUGAGCGAUGGAAAACCGAUCAUGUCACCAUUCAGAAUAUUAUUUUUAUAUAGUGUGGGCGCCCCAUGCUGCCCCCGGCAAGACGCCACCCAGGGCGGCUGCCCAUGGCACACACACACACACACACACACAGUCUCUUUCACACACACAUGAACACAUACUCUCUCACACACACACAUUCUCUCUCUCUCUCUCUCUCUCACACACACACAUAUUCUCUUUCUCUCCAACACACACACACACACACACACACACAUUCUCUCUCUCUCUCUCACACACACACACACUCACUCUCUCUCUCACACACACACACAUACUCUCUCUCUCUCACACACACACACAUACUCUCUUCUCUCUCUCACACACACACACACACAUACUCUCUCUCUCUCUCACACACACACAUACUCUCUUCUCUCUCUCUCACACACACACACACACACACACACACACACACACACACACACACACACACACACACACACACACACAUACUCUCUUCUCUCUCUCUCUCACACACAAACACACAUACUCUCUCUCUCUCACACACACAAACACACAUACUCUCUCUCUCUCACACACACAAACACACAUACUCUCUCUCUCUCACACACACACACACCUUAAAUAUUAUUUCCAUGAACUGUUAAAUUUAGUUCCACAAAUAUCCUACUCUUUUAAUAAUGUGAAUAAAAAUGAAAUAUAUUCAUUUAAUUAAAAGACUCAUGCAAAUAUAAAUCGGUAUAAUAUACUUCAUUACAUUAAAAUGGAAUAUUGUAGUAACUUGUGUUUGUGUCUGUUAUUAAUAAAGACUAUAGGUUAUUAUUCGUUUAUUAUGGGGAAUUACUGUAUUAUAAGCAAUAAUCUGUAUGCACCUUUAUUAUUAUGAUUAUUAUGUAUUGUCCGUUUAUUAUGGUGAAUUAGGUAGUUGAAGUCAUACGGUAAAGGGAGACGGGUUGACGUCAGGGUUUGUAUUUACAUGGA
Molecule: messenger RNA, 2620 nt
Organism: Oncorhynchus masou masou (cherry salmon)
Lineage: Eukaryota; Metazoa; Chordata; Actinopteri; Salmoniformes; Salmonidae
Product: amine sulfotransferase-like
Exons: 6
Coding region: 95-1033 (312 amino acids)
Biological process (GO): sulfation
Cellular component (GO): cytoplasm
Molecular function (GO): sulfotransferase activity
Source: RefSeq, a predicted model, not a curated record